AUGUCAAAUCUGGAAGUUGCUAGAUCUUUGGAGCUAUUGAAUAGGCGACCCAGCUUUGACGCUAUCACCAGUGAUGAGUUCCAAGCAUUUCUUGGAGUAUACUGUCAUCACAUUCCAAAUCCGAUGCGGGACCUAGACACGUUUCGCUUCAAGACGAUGCCCGCAGCAUGCGCUUCGCGCGAUCCUAAAUACCUCGAGCACUGUGAAUUGAUUCGCCUGGCCAAAUGGAUGUACUCGGCUGGCCAUAGACUCGUGACGCGAUCUCACAGACGUAUCCCUGUGGCAGCAGCUUCCAAUAUUGCUAAAAUGAGGCGAAACUGGCGCGGGAAGGUGAUGGAAUCGACGUGCGAAGCCUUCGAGAUCUAUGCCAAGAACAAAAACAUUCCAUGUGCCAUCGAAAUGAUCAAACAACUCCAGGGGGUAGGUUUGACUACCGCGACGUUGGUCCUUUCGUCAGCAUACCCUGACGACUUGCCGUUCUUUUCCGACGCUCUCUGCAAUUGGCUAGGCCUCGAAGGCCUUGAAAAGAGUGUUUCGGGGUACAUGAGACUUGUGGAAGGGGUCAAUACUGUGAGGAAGCGAGUACAGAGCCCGUCGUCGCGCUACCGUCGAAUCACUGCUCUCAACGUGGAAAGGGUGGCGUUCGUGAUAGCUGCUUCCGAGUCCAUGCAAGUUAGAAGGCUGUCGAUUGAUAUCAUGCAGGUCGAAUUGCAGAGGCAAUUGGGGAAUGGCGGUGGGAGUGUGGCGGUCUUUGCUGCCCGGAGAACGCAAUCCCAUGAUGUACUGCCUACAGCAUUCGCAGUCAAGGUCGUAUCCAGCCUGAACUUCCGCGUUCGUUACCUGCAGAUGCUUAAGGAACUUACCAUACUGGGGCAAUUGUCAAAGGUGGGUGGCACAUGCUCCUCCUUUCAUAACACAUCUAAGAAGCGAGGAACUUACAUGCCUAAGCUUCCGUUGAUCAAAAACCACUUCGCCCAAUUCUACGGGUGGAAAUUCUCGCACGGCCACUUCUUCAUCGCCAUGCAAUUAUUACAGUGCGAUCUGGAGACCUAUCUUCAACAAGGUAGCGGAUAUAACGCCAGGGAGAUUACCUGGAACCAGCGCCGGCCAGGAGUGCCUCUGCAAAGACCGGUAGGACAGCUGAUUGAGGGCCUGCGUGCUCUUCACAAGGCAGGGUUCACUCAUCGCGACCUAAGGCCCAAGAAUAUUCUGCUUGAUGGCGAGUGGUCCCUCAAGAUCGGAGACUUCGGCAUCUCGAAGCAUGUCAUCGAUGGUCUGAAGACCAAGAUGAGCGACGCACCCGAGACAUGGGGUUACUCGGCCCCCGAAAUCAUCGAGGCCGGAGCUUCACCGCUCCAGACCUACUCGUCAAAAGUGGAUAUGUGGUCUCUGGGCUGCAUCGUGUACAGAAUGCUGAUGGGCAGACGACUAUUCACGAAUCUGAAUGAUGUCAGGCAGAAUCGUGGGACCAAGGUUGAGUUACUCGGAUCCAUGAGACACGAGCGGGAUGAUGUGACUACCCUGGAUAUCAAUUUCUUGCAAUGUCUUCUCUGUGAGGAGCAGGAACGUAGAUUGGACGCCGAGGGAGCUGGUGGGCAUUCCUGGUUUAGUGUUUCCAGCAAUUCCGUUUGA
This is a messenger RNA of Colletotrichum abscissum, 1632 nucleotides long. Its product is annotated as calcium/calmodulin-dependent protein kinase. Bases 1 to 1632 code for a protein of 543 amino acids. The record is from RefSeq and is a predicted model, not a curated record. Gene Ontology annotation, molecular function: protein serine/threonine kinase activity; ATP binding; protein tyrosine kinase activity. Gene Ontology annotation, cellular component: nucleus. Gene Ontology annotation, biological process: protein phosphorylation; mitotic DNA damage checkpoint signaling. NCBI's taxonomy places the organism in Eukaryota, Fungi, Ascomycota, Sordariomycetes, Glomerellales, Glomerellaceae. The transcript is spliced from 4 exons.